Anthostomella pinea is the source of this 237-nucleotide messenger RNA. The record is from the annotation of a GenBank genome assembly. Lineage: Eukaryota; Fungi; Ascomycota; Sordariomycetes; Xylariales; Xylariaceae.
AUGGCCGUUGCUAUCGCCUCAUUCUCCCACCACCACUUUCAAAGUCUCCCAAGUCUCGACGCUGCUUUGGUCAACUAUCAUAACGUAGAUGGCCCCAAGCUUGUUCGGGAGUUCUUCAAAAGGCUUUUUGUCAAGAACGGCAUGAAAUAUAUCUUCGGGUUGGCCAUGCCGCAUCGUCAUUUCGACAUCGACCCUGAGACGUUCCUGGUGAAUUACAACGGCGUGUCUACCGCGUAG